Molecule: messenger RNA, 1062 nt
Organism: Setaria italica (foxtail millet)
Lineage: Eukaryota; Viridiplantae; Streptophyta; Magnoliopsida; Poales; Poaceae
Product: RING-H2 finger protein ATL79-like
Exons: 1
Coding region: 174-818 (214 amino acids)
Source: RefSeq, a predicted model, not a curated record
UCGCCCACCGGACCCGAUUUAAGCCGCACACCAAAUUUUGCAGUUGGCCUCUAGCCAAUUCCUUUCCUGUUGCCGGAUUCCCUUGAGUUCACCAGUCACCUGCUGCUGCUGCUGGUGGUAGUAGCACUGCACCAUCAUAUCGGAAACCUCCUCUGGUCCUCUCCCACAGGGCCAUGGCGAUGGCGCCGCAGGGGCAGGAGCAGGAACAUGAGCAUCCGCACGGCGGCCAGCGCCCGGUGCCCACCGGCAACAGGAGCAGGCCCGGCGGCGGCGCGGCCGCUGCCGGCAGCAGCACCAUCGCCACCAACCGCUGGGGCCCCUACUCGGGCGCCGGCGACUUCGCCAGCAACAUGGCCGUCAUCCUCGCCGCCCUGCUCGCCGCGCUCGCGCUCGCCCUCGCGCUUAACGCCGCCGUGCGCUACCUGCUCCGCCGCAGCCGCAGAGCCCGCCGGCGCGCCGACGCCAGCACCACCGAUGGAACGGAGGCGGCGGACACCGCCGACCCGGAGAAGGCGGCCCCUCCGCCGCCGCCGCCGCCGCCCCCGGCCCUGGUGUACUCGGCGGCCGGGACGAAGCUGGCGGGCGCCGCGGCGGAGUGCGCCAUCUGCCUCGCCGAGUUCGUCGACGGGGACGCCGUGCGCGUCAUGCCGGCCUGCGGCCACGGCUUCCACGCCCGCUGCAUCGAGCGCUGGCUCGCCGGGGGUCGACGCUCCUCCUGCCCGACGUGCCGCGCGCCGCUGCUGGCCGCCGCCGCCUCCGAGACCGCCGGAGCCGCGGCCAACCAGCCUACCGCCGCCGCCGCAUCAUCAUCUUCUUGAUACAUGGUUCAGCUCGGCAGCCCUGCUCCUGGCAGGUGUUCGUUGCCUUUCCUCUUGUUUCUUUUUCUCUUUUCUCUGUGUAAAUAUUGAUCUCAGUCAGCAGAGGAGGGGAGAUUGAAGUGGAUGGAUGAUUUGUUUGAUGCCUUUGUCAAGAACUUCUAGUGUGGAUUGAUGUUCUUUCAGUUCAUCUCCAUCUCGGUAGCUAUUUCAUUCCCUUCUCUGUAAGGGUAAUCAUUUGAUGAGA